ACACUAAAACCCUAAUCUUAUCUCUGUCUGAACCAAGGCGAGUGUCGGCGCAGCUUAGAGAGAAUCCAAAACCGAGAGACAAUGGCAGGAGGGAAGAUAAGGAAGGAGAAGCCAAAGGCACCGUCAAACAAUUACCAAGGAGGUAUCUCCUUCCACAAAUCGAAAGGACAACAUAUCCUCAAGAACCCUCUCCUCGUUGACUCAAUCGUCCAGAAAGCAGGGAUCAAGAGCACCGAUGUGAUCCUCGAGAUCGGUCCUGGUACUGGUAACUUGACUAAGAAGCUUCUAGAAGCUGGUAAAGAAGUCAUCGCCGUCGAACUCGAUUCUCGUAUGGUUCUCGAGCUUCAACGCCGUUUCCAAGGAACUCCCCUUUCUCACCGCUUGAAGGUGAUUCAAGGAGAUGUGUUAAAGACUGAGCUUCCACGGUUUGACAUAUGUGUGGCCAACAUUCCGUAUCAGAUAUCAUCUCCUCUUACAUUCAAGCUUCUCUUUCACCCUACAAGCUUCAGGUGCGCUGUGAUCAUGUACCAGAGAGAGUUCGCUAUGAGACUCGUUGCUCAACCUGGAGAUAACCUUUACUGUCGUCUAUCUGUUAACACUCAGCUUUAUGCUAGAGUCUCCCACCUUCUCAAAGUCGGUAAAAACAACUUCCGUCCACCUCCCAAGGUCGAUUCUUCUGUUGUCAGGAUCGAGCCGAGGAAGCCACAGCCUCAGGUUAACAAGAAGGAGUGGGAUGGGUUCUUGAGAGUCUGUUUUAUUAGGAAGAACAAGACUUUGGGAGCAAUUUUCAAGCAGAAGUCUGUUAUUUCUAUGCUGGAGAAGAACUUCAAGACUCUGCAGGCGGUGUUAGCUUCGUUGAAUGGCGGCUCUACAGGAGAAGCUGCUACUGCUGCUAUGGAUGUAGGUGACAUGAGCAUGGGAAUGGAAGAUGAUGACAAUGAGAUGGAUGAUGAUGAUGAGGAUAUGGAUAUGGAGGAAGGACAAGGAGGAGGAGGAGGAGAGUUUAAGGAGAAAGUUAUGAAUGUGUUGAAGGAAGGUGGUUUUGAGGAGAAGAGGUCUUCAAAGCUUUCACAACAAGAGUUUUUGUAUCUUCUUUCCUUAUUCAACAAGUCUGGUAUUCACUUUUCUUAAAGUUGUUUUUGUCCCUUUCUGUUUCGAAAAUGUACCCUGUCUUUAUUGAAUACUAUGGAGUCUUGCUUUGAGUUUACAAAGAAAUGAUAAAAUUGAUUUUAAG
Molecule: messenger RNA, 1234 nt
Organism: Eruca vesicaria subsp. sativa (arugula)
Lineage: Eukaryota; Viridiplantae; Streptophyta; Magnoliopsida; Brassicales; Brassicaceae
Source: the annotation of a GenBank genome assembly